CAGUUUCCUGAAGCUCCAGUCGAUUCACCCAUUUCUUGGAGAGCCGGCCAGCCACUGGAGGCAGCCGCCAUGGAGCAAGGGUUGGAGGUGGUCCUCACGGACCUACAGAGCUCCUGGAACAACUUGAGGCACCACACAGAGGAGAUAAGCUCCACCCGCCUCCUCAUCCGCCGUGGCCAGGCCUUCAACAUCACCCUUUACUUCAGGAACCGGGCCUUCCAGCCUGACCUGGACAACGUCAUCUUCGUGGUUGAGAUGGGCCCCCUGCCGGACCUGGCCAGGGGGACUCGGGCCGUGUUCAGCCUGGCAAGCCGUGGUGGCCCCAACAGCUGGAUCGCUUCACUGGAGCUCAAUGGGGCCAACUCCCUGGAAGUGAGCCUAUGCGCCCCUCCUAUGGCACCUGUGGGUCUGUACCUAUUGAAGGUUCAUAUCGACUCCUUCCAGGGGUCUAUCACUGCCUACCAGCUCGGAGAGUUCAUUCUGCUCUUCAAUCCCUGGUGCCCAGAGGACACUGUCUACUUGGACAGCGAGCCUCAGAGGCAGGAGUAUGUCAUGAAUGAUUAUGGCUUCAUCUACCAAGGGAACAAGAACUGGAUCCAACCAUGCCCCUGGAACUAUGGACAGUUUGAAGAGAAUAUCAUAGACAUCUGCCUGCAGCUGCUGGACAAGAGCCUAAACUUCCAGAUCGACCCAUCCACGGAUUAUGCUCUGCGGGGAAGCCCUGUCUACAUCAGCAGAGUGCUGUGUGCCAUGAUCAACAGUAAUGAUGACAAUGGUGUGCUCAAUGGAAACUGGAGUGAGCGUUACUUGGAUGGCAUCAACCCCGCAGAGUGGACCGGCAGUGUGGCCAUCCUGAAGCAGUGGCAGGCCUCAGGCUGCCAGCCGGUGCGCUACGGGCAGUGCUGGGUCUUUGCUGCUGUCUUGUGCACAGUGAUGAGGUGCCUGGGGAUCCCCACUCGCGUGGUCACCAACUUUGACUCCGGCCACGACACAGAUGGAAACCUGAUUAUAGAUGAGUAUUAUGACAGCACAGGCAGGAUUUUGGAGAAUAAGAAGAAGGAUACUGUCUGGAACUUCCACGUCUGGAAUGAGUGUUGGAUGGCCCGACGGGACCUGCCUCCUGGGUUCGGUGGCUGGCAGGUGCUGGAUGCCACCCCACAGGAGACAAGCAACGGCCUCUACUGCUGCGGCCCCGCGUCCGUCAGAGCCAUCAAAGAAGGAGAAGUGAAUCUGAAUUAUGACACGCCCUUUGCCUUUUCCAUGGUGAAUGCCGACUGCAUGUCCUGGCUUGUCUAUGGAGGGAAGAAGCAGAAACUUCACCGGGACACGAAUUCUGUUGGUAAUUUCAUCAGCACCAAGAGCAUCAGGAGUGAUGAGCGGGACGACAUCACAGAGGACUAUAAGUACGGAGAAGGUUCCCCCCAGGAGAGGCGGGUGUUUCUGAAGGCUCUUCAGAAGCUGAAGGCUGGAAGGUCCCAUGGCGCCUAUCAAGCAGGCUCCCAACCUUCCAGGGCUGGGCCACUGAGCCAAGGCAUCCCUCAGGACCAGGAUGCACCCUCCCUUCGGCCCAGUGAUGUUGUCCAGGUCUCCUUGAAAUUCAAGCUGCUCAACCCCCCCAUCAUGGGCCAGGACAUAAGCUUUGUCCUGCUGGCCUUCAACAUGUCACCCCAGUUCAAGGACCUCAAGGUGAACCUGAGUUCCCAGUCCCUGCUGCAUGACGGCAGCCCCCUGCCCCCAUUCUGGCAGGACACGGCGUUCAUCACACUCUCUCCUAAAGAAGAAAAGACCUACCCCUGCAAAAUCCCCUAUUCUCAGUACAGCCAGUACCUGUCAACGGACAAGCUGAUCCGCAUCAGUGCCCUGGGUGAAGAGAAGAGUAGCCCUGAGAAGAUCCUGGUGAACAAGAUCAUCACCUUGACCUAUCCCAGCAUCAUGAUUCAUGUUCUAGGAGCAGCCAUUGUGAACCGGCCACUCUCCAUACAGGUGAUGUUCUCAAACCCCCUGUCGGAGCAGGUUACGGACUGUGUACUGACCGUGGAAGGCAGUGGUCUCUUCAAGAAACAGCAGAGAGUCAUCAUUGGGAUCCUCCAGCCCCAACACAGGGGUAGCAUCACUCUGGAGACUCUUCCCUUCAAGAGUGGACAAAGGCAGAUCCAAGCUAAUCUGAGGAGCAACAAGUUUAAGGACAUCAAGGGUUACCGGAAUGUAUAUGUAGAGUUUGGGUUAUAAAUUUUGGGGCCAUGAGCUGCACGUACAGAUUUCAAGAUUUAGGUAAAGGAGCUAGUUUGAAUGCAAGCUGUUCCAUCCUCCACAGCAACAUAGGUUUUGCGGGGCUCUGACGGGAGCAGCAGAGAGGAUGUCCGUGAGGAUGCCGGUGAUGGAGAGUUCCCAGGGCCAGUUGCACACUCCCUAGGGCUCCAUGGUGUCCCAUCCAGGGGUGUGAGAUGGCAGAGGUCAGAGGAUACUGGUUGGACCUACUGCCCCCUAGAGGUCAAAGAAAGAAGACCUGUGGAGCAGCUCACUGUCGUUUGGUUGUUUCAAUGACUAAUUCCCUAUUACCAAUAAAAUUCAGUCCUUGCUCCUUCA
This is a messenger RNA of Choloepus didactylus (southern two-toed sloth), 2586 nucleotides long. It is a transcript of the gene TGM5, whose product is annotated as transglutaminase 5. Gene Ontology annotation, molecular function: protein-glutamine gamma-glutamyltransferase activity. Bases 70 to 2229 code for a protein of 719 amino acids. NCBI's taxonomy places the organism in Eukaryota, Metazoa, Chordata, Mammalia, Pilosa, Megalonychidae. The record is from RefSeq and is a predicted model, not a curated record. Gene Ontology annotation, biological process: peptide cross-linking. The transcript has 13 exons.